CUCACCCACAAUCUCCUUCAGUUACCGUGAUAGUGAAUAGCUGACUAGCCAGUGUAUCAUUACAAACUAGCCACUGCAGCAUUAUAAAUAAGCCAGUGCAUCAUCACAAAUUUACACUAUAGCCAAUGUGUACAACUAGCCAACGUGGCAUUAUAUACUAGCCAGUGCAUCAUCACAAACUAUAACUAAUGUGUACAACUAGCCAACGCUUCUAUAAACUACAGAGUGAUUUUGUAGUUUCUUAUACUAGCCACUAUCAAUACUAGUCGAAUUAUUAGUUUAACUCUUUACCAAGUUUAUUUACGAGUUUUAUAAAGAUGAUAAUGAGGACUGUUUUUGUCUGUUCACUGGUGAUGUUAGUAAGUGGUGAGGUGGUGAGAAUACCAGAUGAGAGAGGGAUGGGAGUGAAUAUUGGUGAGUGGGGAGAAGAUAUUGAGAGGGAAAGAACGGAUGAUGAUGGAAGGAGAGAGGCAGGUGAGAGGGAGAGAAUGGAUGAUGAUGGAAGGGGAGAGGCUGAAGAGAGGGAGAGAGUGAAUACAGGUGAGUGGGGAGAGGAUAUUGAGAGGGAUGCUUGUGAGUGUAAACAGUCACUGAAGGUCAACAAGACACGACCAAAUAUCAUCAUCCUUCUAGCAGAUGACCUGGGUUACGGUGACCUGUCCUACUCGGGUCAUCCCACCUCCAGGACCCCGCACAUCGAUAGACUCGCGGCCAACAGUAGAUUCUUCUCGCAGUUCUACGUAACCAGUCCCGUCUGUAGUCCUUCAAGGUCGUCGCUACUAACUGGUCGAGUACAGGUGCGCAGUGGCGUGUACCCUGGAGUCUUCACACCUGACAAUACACUCGGGUUACCUCUUAAUGAAACCACCAUUGCUUCCCUCCUCAAAGAUCAGGGUUACCGUACCAUGAUCGUGGGUAAGUGGCACCUGGGUGUGGGCGCCGGGGGAGAGUACCUGCCCACACAUUAUGGGUUUGAGCAGUAUGUGGGGGUUCCAUACUCCCACGAUAUGUGCCCAUGUCUUCAGUGCUUCCCAGGUCGCCAGCCUUGUUACGACACGUGUUGGCACUGGGACGUUUCCUGCCCAUUGUUCAGGAACACAACAAUAGUGGAACAGCCGGUGGAUUUACCCUCCCUCCACCAGCGCCUAGUGGAUCACGCCCUGGCCUUCAUCCACAAGGCUUCAUCCACCAAGCAACCGUUCUUCCUCUACCUGCCCUUCCACCACGUCCACCACCCACAAUUCGCAUCAAGUAAAUAUCAUGGGCGUAGUGAACGUGGGCGUUUUGGGGACGCCCUUCAAGAGUUGGAUGGGGCGAUAGGACAGCUUAUGGGGUACUUAAGGACGCUCCAGUUACUGCCAUCCACAUUAGUCUGGUUCACCUCUGAUAACGGACCCAGUAUGACCCGCCAUGAGCGAGGUGGCAGUGCUGGCCCUCUGCGGUGUGGUAAAGGCAGUACGUGGGAGGGCGGCGUCAGAGUGCCAACCUUUGUCCAUUGGCAGUCACACAUCACCCCUGGUAAGACGUCAGGACUCGCUUCGACCCUGGACAUCCUGCCAACACUAGCAGCCAUCACCAACAUCACCACCUCCCACCUCACCCUCGAUGGUGUGGAUAUCUCCCCCCUCCUCCUCGACCCAGUGGCUAAGAGCCCACGUCAGUUGUUCGCGGUGUACCCGGCGGCACCCACACAGGCACUUGGCCCCUUCGCUGUCACCAAUGGCACCUUUAAGGCUCAUUACUAUACUAAAGGCUCAGAUCUGUCCGACGCUACUAACUACGACCCCAUGUGUCCGGCCAAAAGCCUCCUGACGAAGCACGACCCACCUCUCCUAUACAACCUCCACCACGACCCUGGGGAGCGGUACGACCUCUCCAGCCACUCUCAGUAUGGACCCGUGUUGAAGAUGUUAACAAGUUGGAGGGAUGAACACAUGAAACAAAUGACUUGGAUGGUUCCUCGGACGACCACACUGGACCCCAGAGUCCAGCCGUGUUGUACGACCAGCAGCUGUGAGCCAUUCCCCGAGUGUUGUGACUGUCCAACCAAAACAACACACCCUAACCACAUCUCCAGUUACAGUUUAAAGAGUGUUGAAGAGUGGUUUGGGUAGUGUGGUUGAGACUGUUUUAAUCACACUACUACGUUCUUAACCAUAGACUACAUCUAUCACAAUUUUAUGCCUGUACCAUCCUCAUCACCGUCUCCUGCUUCCACCUGAGAUCCCUCGUUUGCAUCCAGCCCAUACGAGCACGAUGAUCGCUACAAGAACAACCCAGUCCUAACCACUGUAAACAUUAUCAACAACUCGUAAUCACCCAAUCGUAUCUUUUUGCACUGUUACUCUGUUGAAAUGCCCUGUAGUAUGACCUUCUCCCCACCUAGUAAUUAUAUAUCAUUGUAUCACUUAUGUUACUUGUAUAUUAUUGGUAACUGUAUAUUUUGAGUCUUUUGGCUGUCACGCUCUUUCAAUAAACUAUUAAUUAUUA
Molecule: messenger RNA, 2490 nt
Organism: Homarus americanus (American lobster)
Lineage: Eukaryota; Metazoa; Arthropoda; Malacostraca; Decapoda; Nephropidae
Product: arylsulfatase A-like
Exons: 11
Coding region: 318-2114 (598 amino acids)
Molecular function (GO): arylsulfatase activity
Source: RefSeq, a predicted model, not a curated record